Molecule: messenger RNA, 1497 nt
Organism: Hevea brasiliensis (rubber tree)
Lineage: Eukaryota; Viridiplantae; Streptophyta; Magnoliopsida; Malpighiales; Euphorbiaceae
Product: disease resistance protein RPS6-like
Exons: 3
Coding region: 80-868 (262 amino acids)
Biological process (GO): defense response
Source: RefSeq, a predicted model, not a curated record
CUGUGGUUUUCCUGCUAGCUGGGGAAUACUUCGACUACUGGAUAAAUGCCUCAUAACUAUUGUGGAUGACAUAUUAGAGAUGCAUGAUUUGAUACAGGAAAUGGGUCAAAACAUUGCUCGGCGUAAAGGUAGAAGAUUGUGGAAUUCCAAAGACAUCUUUCAUAUGUUGUCAACUAAAAUGGGAAUGAAAAAAGUUGAAGGCAUUUUCUUGGACAUGUCUGAAUUAGGAAAGAUACACUUGGGUCAUGUAGCCUUUCCACAGAUGCAUAACUUAAGAUUGCUCAAAUGUUAUAGGCCUCAGAAUUGGUCAGAAAACAAAAUUAUAGGCUCUACAUCUGAAUCUAGUGAACCAAGUCAUCUUCUGCAUCUCUCCAAUAAGUUGAGUUUACUUCAUUGGGAUGAAUACCCUUACAAAUCUUUACCAUCUAAUUUUUUAAUGGAGAACCUUGUUGAAAUCAACAUGCAAGGCAGCAAAGUUGAACAACUUUGGAAUGGACGUAAGUGUCCUCAACAAUUAAAACGGCUCAAUCUUUCUGAAUCCGUGCACCUGAGGAGGCUCCCAAAUCUCUCUUCAGCAACUGAGUUGGAGUGGAUAAGUCUGCAGGGAUGUGAGAGUUUGCUAGAGAUUCCUAUGUCGAUUCAAUGCCUGCAAAAACUUGUUUGUCUUGAUCUACAAGGGUGCAAGAAGCUGAGGAGUCUUCCAAACCUUGUCCGGUUGAAAUCUCUUAAAGAGCUUUCACCCUCUUAUUGCUCAAAUUUGAAGAUGCUUCCUGAGAUUCCAAUUGGCAUAGAAGAGUUGGAACUGGAGGAUUGUGGAUUGAAGGGCUGCCCUCAUCUGUUCCAUUUCUGGAAGAUAUUUAUAUUUUAAAGUUGAGGAAUUGCGAAAACCUUUUAAGUCUUCCUAGAAGUUUUCAUUUGAAAAAUGUUGAUGCACUUGAUCUCAGUGGUUGCUCGAAUCUCACCAAGUUACCAGAGAUUAUAGGAGAUUUAAAAGUAUUACUGCUAAACAAGACUGCAAUAGAAGAAUUGCCCUCAUCAAUAAGAUCAUUUUCUUCUCUUGUUGUGUUGAAUAUGAAGGGAUGUGAAAAUCUCAAGAACCUUCCAAGCUGCAUUUGUGACAUGAAAUUCCUUCAAAUGCUUAUUCUUAGUGGGUGCUCAAAACUUGGGAAGUUGCCUCCUUUAUAUGGUUUGUGCUCUUUAAGAGAGCUAUAUGUUGAUGGCACUGCACUUGUAGAAAUCCCCAUUGACAUUUACGCUGCAGAAUGCCUUCACAGACUUGUUCUUAGUGGGUGCUCAAAACUUGCAAAAUUGCGGCCUCUACAUGAUUUUUCCCAUUUAAUGUUGUCAUAUCUUGAUGGCACUGUACUUAUAGAAAUCCUCAUUAAGAGAUUGAAUGGUAGAAGAUCGACUAUUGUAAUGUGCCACAAGAGACUCCAUGCAUUGCCGUUAAAUUGUACACUAAUGGACACUGCAGGAUCAUACAUUGUCCCCAUUGCA